Parathielavia appendiculata is the source of this 516-nucleotide messenger RNA. RefSeq lists its product as uncharacterized. The transcript has 2 exons. The record is from RefSeq and is a predicted model, not a curated record. Lineage: Eukaryota; Fungi; Ascomycota; Sordariomycetes; Sordariales; Chaetomiaceae. The annotation marks the transcript as partial.
AUGCCCAACCUCCUCUCCAUCGACGUUUCCGUCACCGACAACCGCAUCCGGCUGGCCUUCUCAGACCGCGCCGUGGCCGCGGCCUACGCGGCUUACCUCCGCGCCCAGGACCUGCAACCCCCGCAGUGCCAGCCCGUCCCGGGGUACACGCGCGCUCCGCAGCUUCACACCGCCACCAGGGAGGUCAGCUUGUCCCUGCCCUACUUCAUCACCUGGUUCAUCACAUGCCGCCUCCCCGACGACGAAGACAGCGUGACCUUUACCUUUGUCGACGCGCACGAGCGGUAUGCGUCGCGAUGGGCCGAGACGAUGCUGCUGUUUGAGCCGAUAGUGCUCCCGCCGUCGACGCGGCGUUCCAAUUUCAAGUCGUCACCACCAUCAUCGCCCCGGCACAACCAUCUCUACGGUGGCGACGAUGAUAGUGAUGUAGGAGGCCCUGCUGCUGCCAAGCAGUUGCAUGUGCGACGGCUGUGGAAUAGGACGCAUCUGCUCAAGCGGCUUGAGGAGUUGCGCCGG